Messenger RNA from Priapulus caudatus, 1923 nucleotides. Its product is annotated as transcription factor COE3-like. Gene Ontology annotation, biological process: regulation of transcription by RNA polymerase II. The record is from RefSeq and is a predicted model, not a curated record. Gene Ontology annotation, molecular function: DNA-binding transcription factor activity, RNA polymerase II-specific; RNA polymerase II cis-regulatory region sequence-specific DNA binding. Lineage: Eukaryota; Metazoa; Priapulida; Priapulimorpha; Priapulimorphida; Priapulidae.
GCAAGCUGGACCAUGCACUUUAAACAACGUUUGAUGAGCUCUCCUCCCUCCUCAGUGGGCAGUGCGAGUGUAACGCGGUGCGCAGCGCGAUCAGCCAGAGUCCGAGACUGAGACCGCCGCGUGGAUGUGUGUGGGUGUCCUGAGAGCGACCCGCCGUCGUUGAUAAGUGUUCCCGCGUUGCCGAUCGCGAACCACAUUCACUGCGCGCACAGGCAGCGUCGCGACUUGCUGGAUUUCUCGGUCCGUCCCUCUCUCCUGUGUAUACGGGCCUUCCUCUGCGGACCUCGUGUGAACUGAGUCACGGCGUCUUCAGCAUUCAUGUUCGGAAUACAGGAUACGCUGCACGGCCGGGGACCGGUGCCCGGCCUCAAGGAAGAGCCGCUGGGAUCGGUGCGCGGCAGUUGGAUGCAGCCCACCAUGGUCGAGCAGACGAGUGCUAGCGUGCCGGGCCUGGCCCGAGCCCACUUCGAGAAGCAGCCGCCGAGCAACCUACGCAAGAGCAACUUCUUCCAUUUCGUCAUUGCUCUGUACGACCGCACGGGACAGCCGGUGGAGAUCGAACGUACGGCGUUCAUCGACUUCAUCGAGAAAGAUCUGGAACCAGAAGGACAAAAUACGAAAAAUGGCAUACAUUACAGAGUGCAGUUGCUUUACGCAAACGGCGUGCGUGCAGAACAAGAUCUUUACGUCAGACUCAUCGACUCUGUCUCGAAACAACCGAUCAUAUAUGAGGGCCAGGACAAGAACCCAGAGAUGUGUCGAGUACUUCUCACCCAUGAGAUUAUGUGCAGCCGGUGCUGUGACAAAAAGAGCUGCGGCAACCGAAACGAGACGCCUUCCGAUCCAGUCAUCAUAGAUAGAUUUUUUCUCAAAUUCUUCUUAAAGUGCAAUCAGAACUGUCUCAAGAAUGCAGGAAACCCGAGAGACAUGCGGCGUUUUCAGGUGGUGGUGUCGACCACAGUGGGCGUCGAUGGUGCGUUACUGGCGGUAUCCGACAACAUGUUUGUUCACAACAACUCCAAGCAUGGCAGGAGAGCGCGCAGACUCGACCCUUCAGAGGGAUCUGAUUACACCACAUGCCAUUAGGGUUCAAACGCCUCCCAGGCACAUCCCAGGUGUUGUUGAAGUCACCCUGUCAUACAAAUCUAAGCAAUUCUGCAGAAAUGCACCAGGCAGAUUUGUCUACACCUCGUUGACAGAGCCAACCAUAGACUAUGGUUUCCAGAGACUGAUGAAGCUUGUACCGAGGCAUCCAGGUGACCCUGAAAGGCUACCAAAGGAGAUCAUUUUGAAGCGCGCAGCCGAUUUGGCAGAGGCGCUUUACAGCAUGCCUAGGAACCACAACCAGCUGUCCUUACCACCGCCACGCUCUCCGGCAGUCAACUCUGGCAGCGGCAUGACCGGAUUCAACGCCUACAGUGGUCAGCUAGCCGUCAGUGUACAGGAGAACGGCACAGGGCAGUGGCCUGAUGACGACUACAACAGAGGACAGUCAAGCAGUGUGUCGCCAAGGGGCUACACGUCUAAUGGCUCAACACCGCACAGCAGUAGCAGUGCAGGCUACAGCAGCGCCACCAUAAACGGCCAAUACAGCACCACGGGCAACAUUGGCAACAUGGGGGUUCCCAGUUCUCCGGGACUCUUCAAUGCAGUAUCGCAGUCAAUGCAGAUGACUGAUAACAACAACCACAGCUACAGUUCAACGGGACUGUUUAGCUUCUCUCCGGCUAACAUGCUGUCGGCAGUCAAGCAGAAAAGUGCAUUUGCUCCCGUGGUUCGCCCCUGUGGCAGUCCCAGCAUGCAGAGCUCAGGGGGGUGGGCGCUCAUGCAUCAUGAAUGACCUCGAUGAACGGCAUAGUAUCGCCACCCUUCGGAAGUAUGAAUCCAUUUGCUAUACCCGCCGGGGGAGCGCAGUCAUACGGG